UCAUUGGCGGAAAGUUCCCCGCGAAAACUACGUCACACACAGUUUCGCGCCACAUCUGCAACAGAUAGACGCCUUUACAAGAAGAGAUAUCCCAUCAAACAUGUCUUCUCCUGCUUCAACACCUGGCGGACGCAAACGUGGGAGAAAUGCCAACCCUGCCACACCAAGCAGUGAGGGCCCCAUCUCGCCUCCCUCUCAGAGACGUCGGGGCCAGGACUCCUCUGCUGGUGACCUGAUGCCGUUACCAACCUCUCCUGCUACAGAUCUUCUCAGUCCUGCUGCCCCACAGGAUACCUCUUUGUUCUCUAGCCCCAGACCAUCAGUUGUGCCAAAUGAAGUGGACAUGAGUUCUCCCUUGAUGUAUGGGACACCAAGCUCUACUCCGCGAGGUGGCACACCAGCAAGACAGCGCCCUGAUCUGGGGUCAGUGAGGAAGGCUCCUCAGGUUGACCUGCAUUCGGAUCAGCCAAACGCAGACGGCACGGCAGCUAGCGAGCCAAAUGCUGGCCACAGGCUGGUGAUCUGGGGGACUGACGUCAACGUCGGAACCUGCAAGGAGAAGUUCCAGAGGUUUCUGCAGAGGUUCAUCGACCCGGCCUCCACUGAGGACGAGAACGCUGGUCUGGAUCUGAAUGAGCCGCUCUACAUGCAGAAGCUGGAAGAGAUCAGUGUGGUUGGUGAUCCCGUCCUGAACGUGAACUGUCGACACAUCCAGUCAUUCGAUGCAGAGCUGUACAGGCAGCUCAUCUGCUAUCCACAGGAAGUCAUUCCAACCUUCGACAUGGCAGUCAAUGAGCUUUUCUUUGAGCGUUUCCCCGAUUCGGUCCUGGAGCACCAGAUCCAGGUCCGCCCUUACAAUGCCCUGAAGACCCGAAACAUGAGGAGCCUGAACCCAGAAGACAUCGAUCAACUGAUCACCAUCAGCGGCAUGGUGAUCCGCACCUCGCAACUCAUCCCAGAGAUGCAGGAGGCGUUCUUUCAGUGCCAGGUGUGCGCCUUCAGCGCUCGCGCGGAGGUGGAUCGCGGCCGAAUCGCAGAGCCAGCCGUGUGUCGCCACUGCAACACCACCCACAGCAUGGCGCUCAUUCACAAUCGCUCACUCUUUUCAGACAAACAGAUGAUCAAAAUCCAAGAGUCCCCCGAAGACAUGCCGGCAGGUCAGACGCCACACACCACUAUUGUUUAUGCUCACAAUGACCUGGUGGACAAAGUGCAGCCAGGAGACAGAGUGAACAUCACAGGCAUCUACAGAGCAGUUCCGAUGCGUGUUAACCCCCGUCAGAGCAGUGUGAAGUCGGUCUACAAGACUCACAUAGACGCCAUCCACUUCCGGAAGACGGAUGAAAAGCGCUUGCACGGUGUGGACGAGGACGGAGAGCAGAAGCUCUUCACUGAGGACCGCGUGAAGACCCUGAAGGAGCUGGCGGCCAAGCCCGACGUCUACGAGCGCCUCUCCUCUGCUCUGGCGCCCAGCAUCUAUGAACACGAGGACAUCAAGAAGGGCAUCCUGCUGCAGCUGUUCGGCGGCACCCGCAAAGACUUCAGUCAGACAGGCCGCGGACACUUCCGUGCCGAGGUCAACAUCCUCCUGUGCGGAGACCCCGGCACUAGCAAGUCCCAGCUGCUCCAGUACGUCUACAACCUGGUGCCCCGUGGCCAGUACACCUCAGGAAAGGGCUCCAGCGCCGUAGGUCUCACCGCCUACGUGAUGAAGGAUCCGGAGACCAGGCAGCUGGUCCUGCAGACGGGUGCCUUGGUGCUGAGCGACAACGGCAUCUGCUGCAUCGACGAAUUUGACAAGAUGAGUGACAACACGCGAUCUGUGCUGCACGAGGUCAUGGAGCAGCAGACCCUCUCCAUCGCCAAGGCGGGGAUCAUCUGCCAGCUGAACGCCCGCACCGCUGUGCUGGCGGCUGCAAACCCUGUCGAGUCUCAGUGGAACCCCAAAAAGACAACAAUCGAGAACAUUCAGCUGCCUCACACUUUGCUGUCCAGAUUUGACCUGAUCUUCCUGAUGCUGGAUCCCCAAGAUGAGGCGUACGACCGUAGGCUUGCUCACCACCUGGUGUCCCUGUACUACCAGAGCGAGGAGGAGAUUGAGGAAGAGUUUCUGGACAUGGCCGUGUUGAAGGACUACAUCGCAUACGCGCGGACGUACAUCAAUCCCAGACUGAGCGAAGAGGCCAGCCUGGCCCUCAUUGAGGCUUACGUUGACAUGAGGAAGAUCGGCAGCGGUCGCGGGAUGGUGUCUGCCUACCCCAGGCAGCUGGAGUCCCUCAUCCGCUUGGCAGAGGCGCACGCUAAGGUACGCUUCUCAGAGAAGGUGGAAACCAUCGAUGUGGAGGAGGCCAAGAGGUUACAUAGAGAGGCCCUCAAACAGUCAGCCACCGAUCCCAGGACGGGAUUUGUCGACAUCUCAAUCCUGACAACCGGUAUGAGCGCUACGGCCCGCAAACGUAAGGAGGAGGUGGCCCAGGCACUGAAGAAGCUGAUUGAGACCAAAGGCAAGACGCCAGCCAUGAAGUACCAGCAGCUCCUGGAUGACCUCAGGGGACAAUCUGAAACUGCGAUUACCAAGGAGCUCUUUGACGAGGCGCUGCGGGCCCUGGCUGAUGACGACUACCUGACGGUCACCGGAAAGACCGUACGUCUCCUCGCCUGAGGCGGCGCUUCUGUAAAGUCCUUCAUUUAAAAUCCUGUUGGUUCACGUGUAUAAAGUAAAGCAAUUUGAGUAAAA
This is a messenger RNA of Cyprinodon tularosa, 2737 nucleotides long. RefSeq names its product minichromosome maintenance complex component 4 (gene mcm4). Gene Ontology annotation, molecular function: single-stranded DNA binding; ATP binding; single-stranded DNA helicase activity. Gene Ontology annotation, biological process: DNA replication; double-strand break repair via break-induced replication; mitotic DNA replication initiation. Gene Ontology annotation, cellular component: nucleus; MCM complex. The transcript is spliced from 17 exons. Bases 101 to 2662 code for a protein of 853 amino acids. NCBI's taxonomy places the organism in Eukaryota, Metazoa, Chordata, Actinopteri, Cyprinodontiformes, Cyprinodontidae. The record is from RefSeq and is a predicted model, not a curated record.